AUGGCGCGCAUGAAACAGGGUGUCUUCUCCUGGGAGGAUGUGCUUGCCCAGCGAUAUCAGAGCAAUAAGCCACUUUCCCUCCCACGUUCACGUCGACGAACCCUCACAAUCCCCCAACCCCAAUUACAAUGUCACUUAUUAUCGCGCCUUUCUCCAGAGCUCCGUCUCAUGAUCUGGGAAAUGGUACUAGGCGAUCGAAGAUUCCAUAUUAUCCAGCGUAGUAAUCAACGACUCGGUCAUAUCGUGUGUCCCCACAGCGGGACAUCCACACCAUCAGAUAAAGAUAGAGCUUCGCGUCGAGCAAGAGAUCCUUUCUGUGAGAUAUGUGAUGGAGGUGGGAUUCCUCAGCCGGUAAAGGAAGGUGAUCUUAAUACACGUGCGAAGGAGACGCUACUGAAUCUUGCGUUGACAAGUCGACAAAUAUACUCCGAAUCCAUUCACCUUCUUUAUACACUCAAUACCUUCGAAUUCAGCAAUCCCUGGUCCCUCCCAUACCUCCGUCCUACAAUCUCGUCUGAAUACUGGGACUGUAUACGAAAUGUCGAGCUCCGCUGGUCCUUCCACGGACACUGGCUCCCAAGUAAAGACCCCGUACGCGCGGUCUAUGUCUCCGCCGGAAAGGCGCAAUGGCAUGAAACAUGUCGUGCUCUAUCGAAACUACCCACACUCCAGUCCUUUGUGCUUGUACUCGGAAGUACAUGGUACAGCGAGUCGGUAGAGAGGUUACCUAUUUUCCUCGAGCCCUUACGCGGGCUCCGCGUUCAGCGCUCACGAUUCAGGACUCAUCAUAGAGAGGUGUUUGAUGAGUAUGAAGUGUCUUCUGAGUCUGGGUCUGGGGCUGGAUUAAGUUCUGAUGAAGAGUCUACAUCUUCUUUCAGAUCUAGUUCUAGUUCUCUUAGCAGGGAAACUGGGUUACGCUCAUGCUGUUACUCUUAUUCCGUCGGCCGGCUGCCUAUGGUCAAAAGUGAUGCGGAUUCCGCGACGUGGGAAUUGCGCUUGCAGGGCCAGCCGUAUUAUGGACAUGAGCUGGGUCGAUUGGGGGAGGAUCUUCGAAGGAAGGGGAUUGACUGUGUUAUCUCCAUGACGUGA
Messenger RNA from Penicillium malachiteum, 1089 nucleotides. RefSeq lists its product as uncharacterized. The coding region runs from base 1 to 1089 and encodes 362 amino acids. Lineage: Eukaryota; Fungi; Ascomycota; Eurotiomycetes; Eurotiales; Aspergillaceae. The transcript has 3 exons. The record is from RefSeq and is a predicted model, not a curated record.